Molecule: messenger RNA, 378 nt
Organism: Mangifera indica (mango)
Lineage: Eukaryota; Viridiplantae; Streptophyta; Magnoliopsida; Sapindales; Anacardiaceae
Exons: 1
Coding region: 1-378 (125 amino acids)
Source: RefSeq, a predicted model, not a curated record
AUGGGUAGGCAGAAUGGUGAUUCAACUAUGGUCAGCUCCUCCAUCGCCCUCUUGCAAGAAAGAUUUAGACAGCUCGAAAGAGUGAGAGAAAAGAGAGAAGAGAAAGAGCUGUUAAAACUGUUUGCUGAGUCUGAUCCUACAGCUCCAGCAAUGCGUUAUGAAUGCAACAAAUCUCUCCAGCCACAGAUUAUGAUCCCAUCUCAUAGACCCCCUCUUCAGGAUUCACUCUCUCUAGGACUUAACUUUCCCGGAAAGCAUUCUGAUUAUCCAGCCGCAACAAACCCAUCAUCCUCAAACUUAUGGCCUAUAAGUGCAACCAGUCCAAGCACCUCAAGAAGUUUUGAUAAUUCUGAUGUUGAUACUUCCCUUCAUCUGUAG